CAUAUGUUUAGAUGCAAAUCCCUAAUUCAAUCAGACUUUUCGACUCGUUCACACUCCACUCACACUCCACAACAAGCACAUACAUCAUUCUGUUAUCCUUCUCUUUUAAUUUCUUCAUCUCGUAGUUUAGCGUUUAGGUUUUUUCGUUUUACUGUUCCAAUUUUUAUGUUCUUGUUCGGGUUGUAGUUAAAUGGCGUCCCUGAAGGAAAUUCUAACGCGUCGGCCAGUGGCGGCGACAGUCCGUCUCACCAUCCCAGCCGGCGGAGCAAGACCUGGACCACCGGUAGGUCCGGCUGUAGGUCAGUACAAAGUUAACCUAAUGGCGUUCUGCAAGGACUUCAACGCUCGCACACAGAAAUACAAAUCGGAAGCUCCAAUCGCUGCUACUGUGACUGUUUUCAAAGACAAUACUUUUGAAUUGAGCGUUCGUUCUCCUUCAGUCACCUGGUUUCUAAAAAAAGCCGCCGGAAUUGACUCCGGGAGUGGACGUGCAGGUCAUGUUGUUGCAUCAACCCUAACCCUAAAACACAUCUAUGAAAUCGCAAAGGUGAAGCAAGCAGAUCCGUAUUGUCAGUACAUGUCCUUGGAGGCGAUUUCAAAAUCAAUUAUAGCGUUCAAAACUUGGAAAUCUCGAAAGUCAAUCAAGCACCGGCUAGGCGGUCUCUGUUAUCUUUUCCGGAUUUCUUCUCAUGCAUGUACACAUGGCUGCCUGCUGCCAUUCUGUUUUCCCUCUUUAUCAAGUAAUCAUGACACUGCCCUUGUUGCUGCAUUGGAUGGUACAAUCAAUUUGGUGUAUCGUGAUUCUGGGAGGAUAAUUUGGUCAUUUGCAUCAGGAUCUCCAAUCUACUCUUCAUACCAGGCUUCUACCAGCCAUGAUGAUGAUAAGGAAAGUGCACCUGUGCCUGAAGGCAGUUAUUAUGUAGACUGUGGGGAUGAUUGGAAGCUGUAUGCACACACAGAUCUUGGCAAAGUGAGUAUGGAUAUGACCAUGGAGGAAUUCAUCAGAAUCAUGCCACACGUAUCAGAGGAUGGAGGAGUUAUUCUUGGAUCCAAAAAAACUACUGCAUUUGUAGUUGAUGCUAACACUGGAAGGUUAAUACGUGUUCAUCACAGCUCAUCAACCAAUGAACACUCAAAUUUCAUCUUCCAAAAAACCACCAUGAAAAAUGAAAAGUCAACUAUGGUCAAUGAAAAACCUGAUAAACAAUUCUCCUUCACAAGAACAGAUUACUUACUCACAUCAUUUGCUGCAAAUUCUGACAAAGUUCUAUGGAAUGUGACUGUAGCAGACAUUGAUGUUGCUUUACUUUGUCAAGAACCUCCAAAUAAAAUCAUUCGUCCGUCUUUACCUCUCCCAAAUAAUCUUCGCUCAAAAUCCAGUGUUGACUUUGACUUUGACUUUGACUUUGACUUCAACAUGCCCUUGUCAUGCCAGUCAAAAGCUGUUGUCCAUAGGCUACGUACAUCUCAUAAGCUUGGUUCUUAUAAAAUCCAUGGAAAACAAGCAGAAAAAAAAGUUCCAAUCCUUCUACUCCCUCAAAAUAAACCUUUACUACCCAAUUCAAACAAUAACCUUGACACCCAAAACCCCGAAAUCCCUAGUCAACAAGAUGUGAAAAAAGUCAACUUUCUUUCCGAAGGGCGAAUGGCGUUUGUUGUAAUUUUCAUUCUGAUUAUUGCCAUUGGUGGUCUUAUGUAUCGCCAUCAUACCAUAAUGGCUGCAAUGUUGAAACAAAAACCUUCCUCUUCUUCUAGAAGGAAGAGGCAUAGGAAACAAGGAAGGAUUUAUGCCAAUGAAGAUGGAAAUGUUGAUAGUGAAAGAAAUCCAGUGCUAAAUUUUAAUCAUUUAAUCGAAUGUGACACAGAAGGGCGUUCUAUAGGCAAACUAUUUGUGUCAAAUAAAGAAAUUGCAAAGGGUAGUAAUGGAACAGUUGUUCUUGAAGGGGUAUACGAAGGUCGUAAGGUUGCUGUGAAACGCCUCGUGAGGGCCCACCAUGAUGUUGCAUUUAAAGAAAUUCAAAAUCUUAUUGCUUCUGAUCAACAUCCAAAUAUUGUUAGGUGGUAUGGAGUGGAAUAUGAUCAUGAUUUUGUUUAUCUUUCUUUGGAGCGUUGUGCUUGUAGCCUUUAUGAUUUAAUUCAAAUGAAGAAAGGGGGUUUAGAAUUAGAUUCAAUCAAUCGUGACAUCAUCAUGCAUGAUGUUCAUUUAUGGAAACCAAAUGGAUACCCUUCGCCUAUUUUGUUAAAAUUGAUGAGGGAUAUAGUAUCUGGGCUUGUUCAUUUGCAUGAAUUAGGGAUCAUUCAUCGGGAUUUAAAGCCACACAAUGUGUUAAUAGUCAAAGAAAAAUCAAUAUGUGGGAAGCUUUCUGACAUGGGAAUUAGCAGACGCCUCGUUGGCGACAUGUUGUCAUUAGGACUCCAUGCUACUGGUUCCGGAAGUUCAGGGUGGCAAGCACCCGAACAACUUCUUCAUGGACGCCAAACACGUGCGAUAGAUUUGUUCAGUUUAGGUUGUGUCCUGUUUUUCUGCAUGACAUGUGGCAGACACCCAUUUGGUGAUCAUCUUGAACGUGAUGUGAAUGUGGUCAAAAACCGAGUCAACCUUUUUUUAGUUCGACAUAUUCCGGAAGCUUUUGACCUCUUCUCUAGAUUACUAAACCCUAACCCUGAACUCAGGCCAAGGGCUGUGGAUGUGUUGCAUCAUCCUUUGUUUUGGGAUUCCGAGGUGAGAAUGUCGUUUCUAAGGGAUACUAGUGAUCGGGUGGAAUUGGAAGACCGGGAAUGUGAUUCCGUUCUUCUUAGGGAAUUGGAAAGUAAAGGUUCGGUGGCUUUGGGUGGAAAAUGGGAUGAAAAGAUGGAACCGGAAUUCAUCAAUAACAUUGGUCGGUAUAGGCGGUAUAAAUACAACGGUGUGCGUGACUUGCUUCGCGUCAUUCGAAAUAAAUUAAAUCAUUACCGCGAAUUACCCAAAGAAAUUCAGGAAUUGUUGGGAGGUGUACCGGAGGGGUUUAAUGAUUAUUUUGGGAGUCGGUUCCCGAAGCUGUUGAUGGAGGUGUACAAUGUCAUCCCGAAUGUGCAUAAUACCAAUCCAAAUUCCAAUGGACCUAAAGAAGAAGAAGAAGAAGAAAAAAAACCCCGAUUAAACACUUAUGGAGGCGCUCGGCCCAAACUACCAAAAGCCGAAAAUAGAACUCAGUCGACAGUCGACACUCCUCGAUACGGCGGCGAUCUUCGUCUUCGCUCAAGCAAAUCUCCUUCUCCAUUGUUGAUCAUUUCAAGGGAAGCGGUCGUUCGCACCUCCUGGACAUCAGCAAACCCUGGUCGGAGGUUUCUUUCCUGCCCUCAAAAGGGUUCCAGAUGCCGAUUCUUAGGAUGGAUUGAUCCUCCCAUGUGUGCAAGAUCUAUGUUGAUAAUACCCGGAUUAUUGAGGAAUAUCAACAAUGUAAACUAUCAAGUGGCAAGAUUGAAGAUGUGUUUGUUUGCAAGUUGGUUACUAUUUGUGGUGGUUUGGGUACUUUUCAUUUAG
This is a messenger RNA of Lactuca saligna, 3523 nucleotides long. NCBI's taxonomy places the organism in Eukaryota, Viridiplantae, Streptophyta, Magnoliopsida, Asterales, Asteraceae. The record is from the annotation of a GenBank genome assembly.